UCGAAACGUUAGCGGGAGACUGCCGUCGGAUGAUGGUUCACGUAAAAAUGGCAGGGAGAGAGCAACAUAUAAAGAGAUGAUAUCGCUACCUUCGAAUUUCCCAACAGAGCUGGUCUCUCACCUUUCACCUUUCACCUUUCACCUUUCGACCUUUGAAAAUUAGCUGCCUUUGACAUUUUCCGAUACCUUCCAGAUCUAUUCUACUGUUCUCGAAUCUCACGCGCAUUCUUACUACGAUGAUUCACUCCCCCUCUGUACUUGCAGGUAUCAUCGCUGUUGGGGUUGUGUCCUUUGUCCUCGCUAUCCCUGUCCAAGGCCCUCCAAGAUCUUCCUAUACACAGGACAAUGCGACACCAACUGCUCUCGGUAUUUUGAAGUCGAACAUCAUCACAACUCCAGUGCGUGCUCCUAAUAUGGGGUUCAAUCAACCUCUUGACGGACUUGUCGUCGGCAAGGAGACUGAGGGUAUUGAUUUGGAUGUGAGGAACAAAGUCAGAUUGGCCCGUCAUAUCGAUGGGUCUUCAGUCGGUAUGGUGUUGAAAAGAGCGGGUAAAAAGGGCAAGAGUGCGGAGGGCAAGGAGCUCACCGAGGCAAAGACCAUGACCUACAAAGACGCCACUGGGGAGCACGAAAUAUCCCUCGUCGGUUUGGAAAACUUGACCACGGAUGACGUGGUGACUUUGAGGAAGUACAUAACCUGGCUCUGCAAGUACAACCCGGGGGGUGUUCUGCUCGAGAGCAACAUUGCCGACAUAUACAAGUAUAUGCAGGGACUACGGACGAAAACACUCGUACAGAAAUGGCCUUAGUUUCGGGUAAUUUGCUUUAAUUGCACAGUUAUUGGUCGUAGUAUGGUUAUUAGCGGCUUUGGCCAACUGGUCUAAAGUCGGGAAGGAUGCGAGUCUCUUGUAAUGCAGAUCCCUGAACUCCUCGGGAUGUUG
Lentinula edodes (shiitake mushroom) is the source of this 941-nucleotide messenger RNA. RefSeq lists its product as uncharacterized. The transcript has 2 exons. NCBI's taxonomy places the organism in Eukaryota, Fungi, Basidiomycota, Agaricomycetes, Agaricales, Omphalotaceae. Bases 237 to 809 code for a protein of 190 amino acids. The record is from RefSeq and is a predicted model, not a curated record.